Messenger RNA from Carya illinoinensis, 1002 nucleotides. RefSeq lists its product as uncharacterized. The coding region runs from base 1 to 1002 and encodes 333 amino acids. The transcript has a single exon. NCBI's taxonomy places the organism in Eukaryota, Viridiplantae, Streptophyta, Magnoliopsida, Fagales, Juglandaceae. The record is from RefSeq and is a predicted model, not a curated record.
AUGUCCUACUUUUGUAUCACCUGCUCAUUCAUAGUUCACACGCAAUGCGCUCUCUUUCCAUCGACUCUCAAAAUAACACAUCACCACCAUCCUCUGAGUCUGAACCUCAAAUACUCUCCUCAGCUCAACCAAUCCGAAAGCCGGCAAAUAUGGAAACUCUGUGUUAGAAAGGUGGACAUAAAAUACAAAGCUUAUUACUACUCGAGUUGUGAUUUUGCUGCACAUUCUCGUUGUGCUGCAAAAAUCGACAUCAGGGAUGAAACAUUUGACCCGGAAUUCAAAGAUGAUCAGCCUAUUGAGACCCACCUUCUUGGGCAUUAUGAAUCGACUGACACAUUAGCUCAAAUUGUCGACAAGAUCAACCUGGGAAACAGAAAAGCUAAAAUCAUCACAGAGAUCAAACAUAUGUGGCAUGAACAUCACUUAAAGCUUGCAGUUGAGCUAGAGAACAAUGAAAAAUGCAACGGGUGUGAGCAGUAUCUUUCCUCUCCGCAUUAUUGUUGUUUGCAAUGCAAGUUCUUUCUUCACAAAUCUUGUGCUGAUUUACCCAGAAAAAAAUUACACCCACUCCAUAAACAUCCGCUCACCCUCCUCCCAAACAAAUCUCAGAAUGAAUAUGGUCCUGAAAUCUUUUCUUGUAAUGCUUGUAAACGUUUGUGUAAUGGGUUCAUAUACAAUUGUGAUGACUGCCGCUUUCAGCUUGACGUCCCUUGUAGUUUGAUACGAACCAAAUUUAUCCAUGAUGGUCAUGAGCACCCACUUUUUCUUUUGAGCACAGGCUACGAAGGUCGUGGCAUAUGUACCUCCUGUGGCAUAUUUGGAAGUCGAAUCAUACGUUGUGCUGAUUGUAACUUUUCUAUCGACUUGGACUGUGCUACUCUACCACUUACCACAAAAUAUGGGCACUAUGAGCAACCAUUCAUACUCUCUUACACCGUUGAGGAUGACUGUGCUGACUAUUAUUGUGAUAUUUGCGAGAACGAGCGGGACCCGAAGCAUUAG